Messenger RNA from Dictyostelium discoideum AX4, 918 nucleotides. RefSeq lists its product as hypothetical. The record is from RefSeq and is a predicted model, not a curated record. Bases 1 to 918 code for a protein of 305 amino acids. The transcript has 2 exons. NCBI's taxonomy places the organism in Eukaryota, Evosea, Eumycetozoa, Dictyosteliales, Dictyosteliaceae.
AUGACAGUUGUAACAGUAUUUGGUUCAACAGGUUCACAAGGAGGUUCAGUUGCAAGAGCAUUACUUAAAGAUGGAUUUAAAGUUCGAGCAUUAACAAGAAAUCCAGAAUCAGAAAAUGCUAAAAAGCUUCAAAAAGAGGGUGCUGAAAUUGUUAAAUGUGACGAUGCCGAUCCAAAAGAAGUCAUUGAAAAAGCAUUAAAAGGAAGUGAUUCAGUAUUUUGCGUUACCAAUUUCUGGGCUUAUUUCGGCAAGGAAUUAGAGUAUGGUUUAAACAUUGCACACGCAGCAUUGGCAGCAGGCGUUAAACAUUUUGUAUUCAGUGGUUUGGCACCAUGUAAUAAGAUUUCAGGAGGAAGAUACAAUGUACCACACUUUGAUUUGAAGCAUAAAAUUGAAGAGGAGCUAAGAAAAAUGUCUAAAGAAAAUCCAAGUUUUGUAACUUCCUUUGUUUACGCUCCAUUUUAUAUGCAAAAUUUUAAAACUUUCUUUGCACCAAAACGUACUGUCAACGAAGCCACUCAAGAAGUCACAUAUGUAUUGGGCAUGCCAUUGAAUCCUAAAAUGUUGCCAUUGGAUAUGGGCGAUAUUAAUGAUAUCGGUUCAAUCGUUGCUGUAAUGAUGAAAGAUCCAACUAAAUACUCUGGUAAAAUCAUUCCAUUCUCAGGUGACUGUUUACAUGGUGAAAAGAUCGCUGAAAUUAUGUCAAAAGUAACUGGUAAGAAAGUUGUUUACAAUUUCAUUGAACCAAAAGAUUUUGCUCAAUUCGAUUUCCCAGGUGCUGGUGAAAUGGCUGAAAUGUUUUCUUAUUACAAUGAAUUUGGUGCAUUUGAUAAAUUAGAUAAAACUGAAGCUUCAAAAAUUACAAAAUUAACAAAUCUUGAAGAAUUUUUGAAAAAAACUAAUUUUCAACUUGAAUAG